AUUUGCCAAAAAGCCUGUCCACGUCGUUAUCGUCAAUAAGUGUCUUCAACAAAACACGCAUAUUUUUUAAACUUGUCAUACAAUUUAAAAUUAUGUACCACAACAUCGUUAACAUUAUAAUUUGAAGUACAUUUCGUUGUCGUUGUCACGUAGACAUACAGCAAAACUUACUUAUAAACGAAUCAGAAAAGUCAGUAAGGACUGGAACCAAGAGCAUGCCUCAUUAAAAAUGAAACCCAAAUUCCUGUUUUUUGCUACAUUCGUGUUCUCCUUCUACUUUAUAGAUGGAACACAAGCUUCGAUCAGAAUCAAACGAUCCAUCAACUGGAACGGGAAUAAUUGGGCCAUGAAAUGCGACUUUAAUGGUAAUAACUUAUCCAAUGUGAAAAUAUCAAGCGAUAAAUGCGGUGGAAAAUGCGCUGAAACAACCGGAUGCACUCACUUUACAUGGACAAACUACAACGGGGGGACUUGUUGGAUGAAAUCCGGUAAUGUUUCUCCAAACGACGCGUUUGAGACUUCAGACUCUUCCAUGGUUUGUGGCUACAUGCAAAAUCCUGUAAAUGGGGAUGUUAUUGGGACAAAAUAUUCCGGAGUUUUGGCAACUCGUCACGCAGCCACAAAAGUAGGGGCGUGCCAACUUCCCGAAGCUGAUUAUGCUUCUGGAAUUCAUCCCGUAGCUCUGGGCGACAUAUCCUCCCUUGGAAAUCUAAAAUUUAAACCAGGACUCUGCGGUCAUAUCCUAAGAGUAGACUGUGGCCAUGGUUCGGUUGAUAUUGUGGUCAACAAUGCUAAUCUCGGCGGUGGUUUGGAUCUCUAUUCGUCUUCAUGGGACUUGGCAACAGGUCACAAACCACCGGGUCAAGACUGGUGCUCAGUUCAGGCCACGACUCGUAACCUAUUUUCAAACUCUGGUCCGAGAUGCUAUUACAACCCAAGUUCUGAAAUGAACAAUGAUUACUAUCAUCAACUUGGUUUGUUUAAUGUGGGUGGGAAAGUGGUUGAUUCUGCUAAUUUGGGGGGUCAUCAAGGCUCCUGGAAUUCGAUCACGGGUUAUUUUUCCUUUGAUGGGGGACCUGUUGGUCGAGAUGCUACCGUCACGUUUAAAUAUACCGAUGGGAGUUCGUUCGCUGUAUUGUUAAAUGAUUGUAAGAAAGUGAUGGCAAUGCACACGUGGAGUUAAGUACAGGUUGUAAAUAUUUUGAUAUGAAUGCGGUUAAAUAAGUAAUUCCUUGUCUGGUUAUACAUAUUUACACUAUGCAUUACAUUUGUAUAUAUUUUUCGCAAUAAAAUAUUGACAAUCCUUAUAACCUUGAUGAUACAUACAUAACUUCUUAGGUCCGCAC
Molecule: messenger RNA, 1346 nt
Organism: Folsomia candida
Lineage: Eukaryota; Metazoa; Arthropoda; Collembola; Entomobryomorpha; Isotomidae
Exons: 2
Coding region: 230-1183 (317 amino acids)
Source: RefSeq, a predicted model, not a curated record